GAUUGAGCAAAAGUGUAGGGAUAACAGCGCGAUGGUCAUAGCUGUAUCUGUAUUCUGAUUUGAUUUUAGAAGAAUGGAUAUAACAGAAAUAUGAAACGAAACGCCUGUUAUUUUAAUCUUAACCCUAUUAAUCGUAAUUGUUUGACCAGGAGAAAUUUGAAAGCGUGUACAACAAAAUAAAAAAAACUAAACAAAAACAUGUUAGCGUUAAGCUAGCUAGUGCUAACCUCAGACUAGCAUGUGUGGAAUAAGAGACACGGGGACACAGUGAUGACAAAACUGAUGUAAACCGACGGACUAUGGGCUCAUUUGAGUCUCAAAACAACUUAACUUCACGUAAGAAGAGGAUAUUUAUAUUUGAUCGACUGUUGGGAAACUUCGAACCUGGCCCGUAAACACCAAGUCAGCAGAGAGGUGAUGGGUGUUGGGUGGAGUCAGGAAAUGACACUAGCAGUAUUGGAUCUCAGGUCAAACUCAGGUCACCUGCACAGUCUCUGGAGCAUGUGCACUACACUCUAGAGGCAAUGUCACUUGAUGGAUGGUUAUGAGAUUUAGCAGCCAGACGGGAGAACCAUGGAACAGGUUGAGCAACCUACCUCAGAAAUGAAAUGUGAUGGCCCAGUAGAUGGAGUCACGAAGGGCCAGUCGUCUCCACGGACAGAUUUGAAGUCUGUCCCGAUUCUUGAAGAAACGAUAUGGAAGGCAGUCCAGGAGGGUCAGUCUGCAUCCUCGGACUGUGGAGAGAUGUCAGACCUACAGGAGCCGGGCUCAGCUUCGGGUGAGGAGGUUGAAGGCAGCGAGACGUCAGAUGCCACAGGAUUAGCGGUCUCGCCCAGCAGCAAGGGAUCAUGGGGCGCGAAUCUACAGAAUGGAAACGGAACGCCGCAGGAGAGUCCUCAACAGAAUAGUGACACUUCUGUAACAGAUCCAUUACAGGCACCCUCUCUCUCGUUGUCAGACCAGUUACGGCUGGGUCGAGAUGACCCCAGUAGUUUGGGGCUGAACGUUGAGUGCCGCAUAUGUGGAGAUAAAGCCUCAGGAUUUCAUUAUGGAGUUCAUGCUUGUGAAGGCUGCAAGGGGUUUUUCAGACGCACCAUUCGUAUGAAGCUGGAGUAUGAGCGCUGUGAGCGUGCCUGUAAAGUCCUGAAAAAGAGCCGGAACAAAUGCCAGUACUGUCGCUUCCAGAAAUGCCUGGCAUUGGGCAUGUCCCACGAUGCAAUCAGGUACGGACGUAUGCCAGAGGCAGAGAAGAAGAAGCUAGUGGCAGGGCUCCUCGCCGGGGAGAACCUGAAAAGCUCUAGUGGGGCUGACCUCAAAACACUGGCUAAGCACGUCAACACAGCCUACCUGAAAAACCUCAACAUGACCAAGAAGAAAGCACGAAGCAUCCUCACGGGCAAGACGAGCUGCACAGCGCCUUUUGUGAUCCAUGAUAUGGACUCACUGUGGCAGGCAGAAAACGGGCUGGUCUGGAAUCAGCUUAACGGAGCACCACCCAACAAAGAGAUUGGGGUCCAUGUCUUCUACCGCUGCCAGUGCACCACAGUGGAAACUGUGCGAGAGCUAACAGAGUUUGCCAAAAACAUCCCUGGCUUUGUGGAUCUCUUCCUAAAUGAUCAGGUAACACUGUUAAAAUAUGGAGUCCAUGAGUCCAUAUUUGCGAUGCUCCCAUCUCUCAUGAACAAAGACGGGCUGCUGGUGGCCAAUGGGAAGGGCUUCGUGACGAGAGAGUUCCUGCGUAGUCUACGCAAACCUUUCAGUGAGAUCAUGGAGCCCAAGUUUGAGUUUGCGGUGAAAUUCAAUGCCCUGGAGCUGGAUGACAGUGACCUGGCUCUGUUUGUGGCAGCCAUCAUACUGUGCGGAGAUCGUCCUGGGCUGAUGAACGUGAAGCAGGUAGAACAGAUUCAGGAUCGUGUCCUGCAAGCUCUGGACCAACAUCUUCAGGUGCACCACCCUGACUCUUCUCAUCUCUUCCCCAAACUGCUCCAGAAGAUGGCCGACCUCAGACAGCUGGUCACAGAGAACGCCCAGCUGGUUCAGAUGAUCAAAAAGACUGAAUCUGAGACGUCCCUUCACCCGCUUUUACAGGAGAUCUAUAAAGACAUGUACUGAGCUCACAGACUCAAGGACCUGACUACAGAUUGCUCUUCAACUUCCCUCCUGAACGGAGAGAGUGCACACACCUUUAUGGCGCUGAGGUGCCAUUGGGUUUUUUUAAAUGAAUUUUUUGUAAAGGACUUUUACAAAUAUUGACUUUGAAUACUGACAUUUUCUCUGAUUUUGUGGAGUGUUUUUUAUUUAAACUCAAAUCUGUUCUUAUAGGCCUAUACAGGACGCAGAACAUCUAGUCAUUGUUUACUACUACUACUGGCUUCAUGUCAUUCUUCAUGUGCUUAAUGAGGCUAACACCUUUAGAAGUUGUCUUUUCCAUUAUGGGUUUGGUUUGCAAGUACAUUUAAGUAAUAUUAUCUAGUAUGUUUCUUUAAGGGAGAUCAGAGCGCAAUCAAGCCCUUGAAAUGCCACUUACUGUAUGCGUUUAACUUUGUAUGGCUUUUAUUUUUGUGAUUGUCCUUGCCCACCUGAUUCUGUUUGAUUUGGCGCUUUUACUAAAGUAAAAGGUACUCCACACAACUGUACAGCAGUCAGGUAUAUUAUUUUGGAAUUAUGUUACUUUGUUGAGGAUGUUGUUUUCAGCGUCAGCUGCUACAAAUAUAUAUUGGUAUUGAAACUGAAGACAAAUCUAUGUUUAAUAAUUUACUUUAAUUCUUUGGUAUAAACCUACAACAGUGUGAUCAUUUCGGUUGUAUGGAAGGAAAUGUUUUUUCACUUUGUUCAUCAUAUACAUGUGUAUAUAUAUAAAAUUAUUAAGUGCUGAUCCCUUUAAGCACUGGUACCUUGAUGGUACUUAUAUUUUUGCAUACUGUCCAGUAACGGUCGUAUUUCAUUAGGUCUUAUUUACCGAAUUGAGACACGACUUCAAUUAUCUUUAAUUUCUCCUUGAUACACAGUUGUAUUAAAUUAGGUCUUCCAUAUUGAUUGAAAAUGUUUUAUGAUUAUAUAUUGUGUGAUUGAAAACAAACAAGCAGGCUGUGGUUACAUUAAGGUCUAGAACAUUAUGGUCAAAUUGGUUUAUACUACUCAUAAACUUAAAUUUAUUCUCUAAAUCAGCAUUAAUUAGUUAAUGAUCAUGUCAUGAUAGUUAUAUGUACAUUGCAAAUGAAUGGUUUUAUUGAGUCAGUUUGAGGAAAACUUGUGUUGUAUACUUUAUUGAAGUAAGUUGGACGCUUGUGAGUUUAGAACAGGUCCUUUCACAAACAAUGCUGAAUAAUUUGGAAGUUCAGUGUACACGUUAAAAAAGCAGUUUUAAUGUUAAAUUAACAUUAAUUGGCAGUAAUAUGAUGUGCAACACAUCUGCCGUUUCACAUCCGUAUCUCAGAAAUAUCUGAAAUUGUAUCUUAUGGCUGAAAUUUGCUUUUCUGAUCUGUUUAUUCGAGAUGGAACUUGAUGUCAGAGAUAUAUGGUCGUGUAGAAACAUGUUACUGUGAAACUAGAGCACAAAAAUAUGAAACAUUUUUUUCCCCCCUUCUUAUUCUUAAAAUACAUUUUGUCACCCAGUUUCACAUCAGACAUCGGCCAAUAUCUUUCUAUCUUUCUGGUCUG
Messenger RNA from Rhinichthys klamathensis goyatoka, 3660 nucleotides. It is a transcript of the gene ppardb, whose product is annotated as peroxisome proliferator-activated receptor delta b. The record is from RefSeq and is a predicted model, not a curated record. The transcript has 9 exons. NCBI's taxonomy places the organism in Eukaryota, Metazoa, Chordata, Actinopteri, Cypriniformes, Leuciscidae. Gene Ontology annotation, biological process: positive regulation of transcription by RNA polymerase II; cell differentiation; negative regulation of transcription by RNA polymerase II. Gene Ontology annotation, cellular component: nucleus. Bases 574 to 2112 code for a protein of 512 amino acids. Gene Ontology annotation, molecular function: zinc ion binding; RNA polymerase II cis-regulatory region sequence-specific DNA binding; nuclear receptor activity.